AUGUUAUACCCGCGGCCCUUUACGGUUUCCUGUCUUCUGUGGCUUUCCUUGUCAUAUGCAUUCAAUCACCUGGCAGCAGCUGCCGCUCCAUCUGUCUCGAGCCCAGGAUGCGUACCUAGUGGAGCACUGCUGCCUCGUCCAACAGACCUGGGCCAGUCACAGUACAUCAAGGAUGCUACCAAGAGCCUUUCUCAAUCUCUGGAUGAUGCAGUCUCAGGGAAAAUAAAAGCUGGCUGGGAUGUUGCCAAUACGUCGUUCUCAGUUGCGCUCGUCUCGCCCAACGGCGGCGACCCAAGGACCGGCAUUCUCUGGGAAUACCAUCAUCUUGGGGAGAAGAACGUCAACGGCACCAAGCAUCUUGAUGGUGACUCGCAAUAUCUGAUUGGGUCAGUGUCGAAAGUGUUCUCUGACUUGCUCCUCUUGAAGUCGAACGUGGACCUGCAUGACCCCGUCGCCAAAUACCUAUCGCAGCUCAAAAAUGAAUCUUCUCCAAUUGAUUGGGGCAAUAUCUCCCUUCUCUCUCUUUCAGAACAUCUAUCUGGGACUCCGGCUAAUACCAUCGGUGCGCUUCAAUUCUACUUUCUGCAACCCCUAUAUCUAGCACUAGGAUUUCCGCCUUUGAAUGGGAAUGAUUAUCCGUCAUGUGGAAUUGCGGACUUGAAUAAAGGCUGUACUCCUGAAGAACUUCUGAAUGGGCUUGCCUACUCCCACCCGGUUGCGGAGCCUUACGAACGGCCCAUUUACUCCCAACUGUCGUUCACUCUAUUUUGCCUGGCACUUGCCAAUAAUACCGGCAAAGAUUAUGCGCAGAUGCUAAAUGAGCAAGUCAUUAGCCCACUCGGUUUGAGAAAUACUGGUGUUUCUCCAGGAGAUGAUGAGCGUGCAGUUAUCCCUAAUAUUGAACAACAGGGAUGGGGUGCCGAAUAUGGGUAUAAUGCUCCUGGAGGCGGUCUAUAUUCCUCAUCGAACGACCUAUCUAUCCUUGUCACCAGAAUCCUUGAUUAUUCAAUCCUCCAAAGUCCCCAGAAGACUAAGAAAUGGCUCCAGCCGAGAUCCGCUACCGCUUCGCUUAAUACUCUCGUCGGCCAGCCCUGGGAAAUUUUACGAACCUCCAAUAUGACUCCUAAGUAUCCACAUACAAUUGAUAUCUAUGGAAAAAGCGGCGGUGCACCAGGUUACAUUUCUCAAGUAAAUGUCAUUGACCAAUAUGGAAUUGGAGUUGUCCUUUCAACUGCGGGGCCAUUGGAUUCUAAGGCUCCUUAUAUCAUCACUGAGGCCAUACUCAGUGCUGUUCUUCCUGCUGCUGAAGAUGAGGCUCGCAAACAGGCAGAAAAAUUCGUCGGUGAAUAUACUAAUCAUAAGAGCAACAACGCAGAGUCUGCAGACUAUGCACUUAUCACACUUAAAACAUCUAUUGAUAACGGCACAGGUAUCAGAUUGGACUCUCUUACACGCAAUAACUCCGAUAUCCUUGAAGGUAUACGCAAGAUCUGGUCUACCAGCCUUGCUAUAGUGGGUCAGCUCUCUCCGGAGAUGAGAGUAUAUCCCACUGGCAUCGAGAAAACUGUUACCACCGACAAUAGGAGCCUCCUUGAGCAGGAUUGGAGAAUUAAUUUUGACUUAUUACCAAAUGUUAAUGAGAAAGCAUCCGACCUUCCUGGAUUAGGGAGACUCGAGCCCCUUUGUACAUCAUGGCAGACCGUGGACUGGCUGUAUUAUGCCGGCGUACCAAUGGACAGAGUUGUAUUCACCAUUGAUAUGGAGACUGGCAAGGUUGUUGGUGUGGAUAUCCCGUUCCUUCGAAGCGGACUUAUUGAGAAGUCCAAGUGA
Molecule: messenger RNA, 1830 nt
Organism: Nannizzia gypsea CBS 118893
Lineage: Eukaryota; Fungi; Ascomycota; Eurotiomycetes; Onygenales; Arthrodermataceae
Product: beta-lactamase
Exons: 4
Coding region: 1-1830 (609 amino acids)
Source: RefSeq, a predicted model, not a curated record